This is a messenger RNA of Peniophora sp. CBMAI 1063, 1449 nucleotides long. The record is from the annotation of a GenBank genome assembly. NCBI's taxonomy places the organism in Eukaryota, Fungi, Basidiomycota, Agaricomycetes, Russulales, Peniophoraceae.
AUGGAGAACGAGAGGGCCACUGACGAGACGCGACCACUGCUGGCCGACCAAGAGCAGGCCCGCACCAAAAGCCUGAAGAAGGCGACCCCACUCCCUGUCGUGCAGAUUGGCUUGCUACUGCUCGCACAGUUGACGGAGCCCAUCACGUCGCAGAGUUUGCUACCAUACAUCAAUGAACUCAUCAGCAAGCUUGACAUCACGCAUGGAGAUAGACGCGCCGUAGGCUAUUAUGCGGGAAUCAUUGAAUCUCUGUACUUCGCAGCAGAAGCAUGUACUGUCUUGCAAUGGGGCCGCCUUUCAGAUCAUAUCGGUCGCAAGCCGGUACUGCUCAUCGGUCUCACCGGCCUCGCCGUCUCGUUCGUGCUGUUUGGCCUCUCCUCUUCGUCAUUCUGGGCCCUUGCACUCAGUCGAGCGUUAUGUGGCGCGCUGAAUGGCAACAUUGGGGUUAUGAAGAGCGCUAUGGGCGAGUUGACGGACCGCUCUAAUCGUGCGCGAGGCUUCGCGUUGAUGCCUGUUAUGUGGGCAUUGGGAGCAUCUGUCGGGCCUCUCAUGGGCGGUACGCUGUCGCGACCAGCAGACCAGUUUCCGGGGACUUUUGACACGCCAUUCUGGCGCCGAUUCCCCUACUUCCUGCCCAGUCUCAUUGGCGCGUUGUUCACGGCGCUCAUCAUCAUCCUUGUCGCAUUAUUCCUGAAAGAGACACUACCGAAGCAAAAGAAAAGGACACCGUCCGAAAGCAGUUCAUCGACGCAGGACUCCAAGGCGGAAGAGGUCCGACCUCUUCGCGAACUUCUGACCAGACCUGUGAUCCUCGCUGUGUUGAACUAUGCCGCCCUGGCAUUCCUGGAUAUCGCGAUGGCAUGCAUGGGCCCUCUCUUCUACUCUACACCUAUCGAGUUAGGGGGUCUAGGCAUGUCACCAGCUCAGAUCGGUCUUUUCCUUGGUCUAUAUGGGGUCAUCGACGGGAUCGCGCAGUUCCUAUUCUUCCCUAUUAUCGUCGACCGAAUCGGUGUGAAGCCGAUACUCGUCAUCGCCAUGUCUGCAUUCGUGCCCAUCUUCACCUGGUUUCCCGUGGCAAACAUGAUUGCACGGCAGUAUGGCUUUGGCGCGCCCGUGUACGUAGCACUUGGUGUGCAGAUGGUGUUCAUGGGCGUAAUGGACAUGGCGUACGCUGUAACGUUUAUGUACAUCACCGCGUCUGCUCCCAGUCAACGCUCUCUGGGAUCGGUGAAUGGCCUGGCCCAAACUAUGAUCUCAAUCAUUCGUACGAUUGGACCAGCGAUGGCGACAUCCCUCUUCGCGGUGUCGAUUGAAGAAAAUCUCGCGGGCGGGAACUUAGUAUACAUCAUCUUCGUGGUGUUGUCUGUCCUCUCCCUAUUCCUCGUGGCCAAGCUGCCUGCACAGCUGUGGCACUUUGAAGGCGGCGUCGACGACGAGAGCGACAACUAA